Molecule: messenger RNA, 1430 nt
Organism: Fragaria vesca subsp. vesca
Lineage: Eukaryota; Viridiplantae; Streptophyta; Magnoliopsida; Rosales; Rosaceae
Exons: 4
Coding region: 173-1117 (314 amino acids)
Biological process (GO): regulation of transcription elongation by RNA polymerase II; positive regulation of DNA-templated transcription
Cellular component (GO): super elongation complex
Molecular function (GO): transcription elongation factor activity
Source: RefSeq, a predicted model, not a curated record
ACGGUCGUCUUUGAGACCAUGUCCUCUCCCGUCUCCUUCCCCAAAAUCCCUCUCCUCCUCCUAAAUCCUCACCGGCGCUCCUCCUCACUCCGACCCUGCCAUGUCAGCUAGUCUCGCUGGACCCCACCUCACCUGAACCACCACACCGUUGUUCUCCUCCUAUAAACCCGCCAUGGCAAGUAACGCCAAGGAAGAGCCCAAAACCGCUCCUCAACCCGAUCGGUGGUACAACCUAACCCUAGGCCCCUCCUUCAAAGACGAGUCCUCCAGCAAGUUCUGCACCCUACGAUAUGAAUUCAAGCCGGCGUCGAUUGACAAGACGAAGCCGGGGUCGCUGAAGAAGACCAAGGACAACAGAGUCACGGUGGAGUUUCAGAACAACCAGUUAGGGAAGCCUAACGUGUUGUUUAAAGGGAAUAGCGAGGAUUAUAAAGACAACGACGCCGUUUUGUUUUUCGACGGCCAGACUUUCCGGCUUGAGAGGCUUCACAGGGCGGUGAAGCAGCUCCGCCAUGACCGCCAGCCUGGGGAAUCCGUCGGGAUUCCUCUCGAGCCGCAGCUGUCCCCGCCGCCCGGCAAGGUCGCCAAGACAAUGCAUCCUUCUAGGAAUUCAUUCCCUGCUGUGCCGGUUGAGGUGGAACGAAUUGAUAUUGGCGUACCCGAGAAUUCAGGUACAAAAUCUGCAAGUAAAGGUGUGGCUGAUCACUCAUAUGAUCAACCAAAUGUCUCUGCUGCUUCGCCAGACCCCAAGGAUGAUGAAGUUGAGGAACAUCAAGAUAUAGAUAUUGAUGAACUUUUUGGUAGUGGAUCACCCGAAGAUGGAAAUGCCGCUGCUGAAGAUAAAUCCAAUGCUGAAUUCGAUGUCAAUAUGCCUCAUCAGAACGAGAUUGAUGAUGAGAUUGCUGAUGUAGAUGUUAGUGGCGAUGAAGUUGAUAAGGGCCCAAAUGCUGCAGAAGCCCUUCGAGCUCAGGUGAAUGCGGAGGAGAGUCACGAGCAGACUUCUUCUUCUAGUAGUAGCAGUGGAAGUGGGAGUAGCAGCGGAAGUGGUAGCGCAACCAGCAGCAGUAGCAGUGACAGCGAAGCCAGCGAUGACGAUUCUGCAGUAAACUCAAUCUAACACACUGGACUGACACAGCUGUACUCUGUCACAAGGCUCUCCGAGAGUCUAGCCGGGGUAGCUUCCCCCAAACCCCAUAAAGCAAAAGAAAAGAUAUACGUCCUGUUAUUUAUGAGAUGGUGAUAUGUGCCAGUAUUUGUACAACUCUGAAUCUAUAAAGCUUCUCUGUAUGGAUUAAAACCUCGUUUGAGAAUUUUUUUGAUAAGUGAGUAAUAAGCUCUUUCAUGCACCAAAAGAUAUGAGCUUGCAGUCUUGAAGCUGCAACCUUUGGGAUGUCGGCAAUAUAAGACUUCAGAUUUGUUUGCCAAAGGAA